Messenger RNA from Sinocyclocheilus rhinocerous, 382 nucleotides. Its product is annotated as chondroitin sulfate N-acetylgalactosaminyltransferase 2-like. The record is from RefSeq and is a predicted model, not a curated record. Lineage: Eukaryota; Metazoa; Chordata; Actinopteri; Cypriniformes; Cyprinidae. The annotation marks the transcript as partial. The transcript has a single exon.
GAGAAACUGAGGGUACUUCAAGAAAAAAAGGAGGGUCCCGGACCGCAGAGCCUGAUCGAUGGCAGAGAUCAAGAGCCUGGUGACCUCUUGGAGUACUUGCACUCACAAAUCGACAAGGCGGAGGUGAACACGGGAGCGAGGCUGCCGAGCGAGUAUGCACUGGUGCCCUUCGAGAGCUUCACCACCACAAAAGUGUACCAGCUGGAAAUGGGCCUGACGCGCCAUCCUGAGGAGAAGCCUGUGCGGAAGGACCGGAGGGAUGAGCUGGUGGAGGUGAUAGAAGCAGGUUUGGAUAUUAUUAAUAACCCAGAGGAAGAUGACGGACAGGUGGACAACAUCCCCAUGCAGAGGCAGACGUUCACCGAAAGCCUUUUUUUUGAAG